This is a messenger RNA of Paramuricea clavata, 4396 nucleotides long. Lineage: Eukaryota; Metazoa; Cnidaria; Anthozoa; Malacalcyonacea; Plexauridae. The record is from the annotation of a GenBank genome assembly.
AUGCACAUAUUUAAACGGCAUCUGGGCGCGGACGGGAUUUCUCGCGAAGGAGCAGGCUCAAAAAGGUCAGAACGGGUCGAGGAAUCUUCGCAUAAAGUAAGGCAACAAAACAGAAAUCGGAAGCAGAUUCCACUAGUAUAUUCCGAGGGAGGAUCAUAUGAAGUGGCCGAACAAGGAUCAGAAAAUCCCAACAAAGAUAAAGGAAAUGGAAAGGUUAAAAAUCCGAACCAUCCAAACGAAAUAAAUGUUAAUACUCUCGGUACUGAAACAUCUGAGAAAUCCGGGUCUAACAAAGUUAGGAAUGAACCUGAGAAAGAAAGCUCGAACAGACCUGAGAAUGGAGAGUCUACCCAGCCUGGGAAUGGUGAGUCCACCCAGCCUGGGAAUGGAGAGUCUACCCAGCCUGGGAAUGGUGAGUCCACCCAGCCAGCGAAUGGAGGAUCUAGUGAAGGAGGGAAUCAAGGUGAGUCUUAGAACUGAUAAAGCUAUCCAUUAUAUAUAAAGUUAGCUUAGUUUAGAUUUCCUCCUGUAGUGACACUUAAACAACACGCGAUUUCUCUUACUGGACCUCUAGGAAGAACAGUUUAGAACUGAUUGAGUCAUCCAUUACAAGUUGGUUUAGUUAGGUUUCCUCCUGUGGUAACGUUAAAUCAAUCAGAGUUGAUCCUUACUCGACCUCUAUAGGAAGAACAGUUUACUGAUAGAGCUAUUCAAUAUGAAUAAGUUUGGCGUAUUUGGCGUGGCUUAUCAACUUGCAUUCUUAUCAACUUACACCCACAUAUAAAAACGUCUAACAAAAAAUAUUUUUUCCUUUCAACAGAAGAACUUGAACCUCUUCCAAGCUUCGAGAAAUUUCAGUCAGGGGAGGUUAGCGACGAAAAGUCCUAUAAAAUAAACGAUGACUGCAAUGCUACCGUUAAAAACAUUGAAAAACUUUACCAAAUUGGUGCAAGCCCCCCUGAUUGUAUAAACCUUAAAAUGUUACUGGAAAAGGUCUUACCUAAAGACAAAACUAACUUUGAAUCGACCACUUUCAUGGCCCUGGAGCAUAUUAUUAUUCGGUCUGUAUCGUUGAAUACCGCCACAAAAGGAGUUGAAAUCGCAGCAGCUUAUACCGGCACAGCAACGCUUAUCAAGGAUAUUCUCACCGUUUCUAAUAUUCGUGUGGAGCUGUCAUUCGUCUGGACUCGGUCACAGAAAUUUACUUUCGAUCUUGCUGCAACGUUUUCAAUCGGGAGCGCACCAAUUGAUAUGAGAUUGAUCCGCAAUGACAAAGGUAAAUGAUUUCUAUGUUAAAGUCUUUGAGCAAUAGAGUUCUUCUAUCUGUGUUAAGGCCAGUUAAACCACCACCAUCGUAUAACCACCAUCAUCAUAUAGCCACCAUCAUGUAACCACCAUCAUCGUAUAACCACCAUCGUCAUAUAACCAUCAUUAUGGAACCAUCAUCAUAUAACCACCAUCAUCGUAUAGCCACCAUCAUCAUAUAGCCACGAUCAUUAUGUAACCACCAUCAUGUAACCACCAUCGUAUAAUCACCAUCAUCAUAUUGCCACGGUCAUUAUGUAACCACCAUCAUGUAACCACCAUCGUAUAAUCACCAUCAUUAUAUAGCCACCACCUUCAUGUAACCACCAUGAUCGUAUAACCACCAUCAUCAUGUAACCACCAUCAUUGUAUAACCACCAUCAUGUAACCACCAUCAUCGUGUAACCACCAUCAUCAUGUAACCACCAUCAUCAUGUAGCCACCAUCAUCAUGUAACCACCAUCAUCGUAUAACCACCAUCUUCGUAUAACCACCAUCGUCAUAUAGCCAUCAUCAUCGUAUAACCAUCAUCAUCGUAUAACCACCAUCAUCGUAUAACCACCAUCAUCGUAUAACCACCAUCAUCAUGUAACCACCAUCAUCAUGUAACCACCAUCAUUGUAUAACCACCAUCAUCAUGUAGCCACAUCAUCAUGUAACCACCAUCAUCAUAUAACCACCAUCAUCAUCAUGUAACCACCUUCAUCGUAUAACCACCAUCAUCGUAUAGCCACCAUCAUCAUGUUACCACCACCAUCAUAUAACCACCAUCCAGGUUUUUAAUCUGUCCAUUCACCAACGGUCAAGCCACUCUAACAAAAAUGACACAAACUAUUUCUUGUCAUUCUAAGGCUACUACUUCACGGCUGACGCAAAGGAUAAUUUAACUGCCGCAACAAUCAGUCGCAUGUUCAAACGAGAAGUUUCGUUCCUACCAGCGCACUGCCUGCAAAGCGACCUGAAGAAGGCAAACUUCGACAAAUUCGUAUUGAUAAAGCCUCGCCUACGAGCUACAUUUGCCGACGGGUAUGGCUUCCUGUUUGGUGGGUCCAUUCGAAUUCUGGAUUGGGAUCCUUUUGAAGUCAACGUACUCUUCAACAAGCCCAACGAUUUACCAACGACUGUCACAAUUGCUGUCUAUACCAAGAGCUUUUCGAUCUCGAAAUUGCUCGAAGAUCUUUUUGAAAUAGAUAUAAGCGAAAUUCCAGUUUUGGGCAGCGUUGAAGUGCGAAAUCUUGCCUUCUCUUUGUCCACGGGUGAUGUUUAUACGCCAGUGAGGGUAUUGGAUAUUGGCUCGGAAUACAUAUUUGAUAUACCGUAUCGUAAAGGACUGAAGGUAAUAUAAUAAAAACAAUAGAGCCCUCCAAGGCAUUUUUUUAAUACCAUGGACUGGUGGGGCAUUUGCCCCACUGGGCACCUUCCUCUGCCCCACCACUGAAGAAAAAGAAUGGCCUAUUACCCCAAAGCCAGGGCCCUAGGAUCUGAUCGUAUUGAGUAAAUAGGUUUAACAUUGAAAAGAAGUUUAAAAAACAAAAUUUGUUGGUGAACAUACUUAAACUUAUGUUGUGUUUGAAUGUUUAGAGUGUUUAGCAUGCAAUUUAUUACAAAUUUCACCAUUAAAGCUUUGUUUUGAGAAGCUGAGAUUUUUUUAAAAUGUGUUCUUAGAAUGCAGAAAAUGCUAUUUCAGAGACCCAAAUAGGUCUAGAUAGGGAGAAAUUGGCCCCGUUCUCAUUGGAUUUUUAACAAUAUUUUACUUCAUGCUUGUGAUGUUCCUCUGAGUGUAUAUCCACACCGAUCAAGCUUAGAAUAUGCCUGGCCACGGUGGGAAUCGAACUUACGACCUUUGGAAUACCAGCCCAAUACUCUGCCAACUGAGCUACGCGGUCAGGACGUCAAGUUGGCAAAGCAUUGUGCUAGUAUUCCAAAGGUCGUAGGUUCGAUUCCCACCGUGGCCAGGCAUAUUUUUCAAGCUUGCCCGGUGUGGAUAUACACUCAGAGUAACAUCACAAGCAUCGUAUUCACCUGAGUACAUUACACCAACACAAAGAAAAAAUUAAUCUUUCACUCUUUAGUUUUACCCUUUUUCGGUGGCUGACCGGGUUCUGAUCGACUUGUAAAACAUAACCUCUGGUCUCCCUUACAGGUUUCCUUCGAAAUUCCUAUCGCAGAGAUGUACGUCGCAACUUCGAUUUUCAUUUCCCAAACUCUCAUAACUCUCACGAUUCCGCAAAGCGGCGAACUCAACCUCGGUCAUGUUAUACGCGAAUUCUUGCCUAACAGCAACCUCAUCGUAACAACAGGAAGCGAAACAAAACUUAAGAAUUGGCCACCAUUUAUUCCCGAUCCACUGUCGAUUGCGCUGGAGUAUUUCCAUUUGGAAGCCACCAAACCGACCGGUAGUUGGGCUUUAACGAAAAUGAACAUGGAACUUAAGAUGGCGGAUGUACUUUCCCUGUUUGAUAAUAAAAUCAACAUCAACAAUCUUGAGUUGGACCUGAACUAUGUAAAAGGAAAAGACACUUCCUCGACCAAAGGCGUUAUCUUAGGACGCGUUGCCUUGGGUCCCGAAACUAGUCAGUCCCCCAGAGUCGACGUCCGUAUUCCGUUUCCGUUUAAAAAUAAUGAGAUAUCCUUCACCUUUACUGACUUUAAUGUUAAAAGUGUCGUCGAAGCCUUGGCGGGUCCUAACGUUUUCCCGAAAGAUUUUCCGGAGCUAUUUGAACAUAUAGAAUUAGAUAAAAUUGCUCUAGCAUUUGAUGAUAAGGGAUCGGUUAAAACCGUUUCGGUAGAUGCUAGUAUACCAGGACUAUGGCGUAUUUUUGGACAGUUUUCGAUAGGGAAUGUGGGAAUACAUUUUGAGUAUGGAAAGAAGACGUCUAGUGGUGGUGACGGUGAUGGUACUGAUACUGGUACUGAUGGUGAUGGUACUGGUGGUGACGGUGCUAGUGGUGAUGGCACUGGUGGUGAUGCUGUUCGUAUUUCUGACAGUUUAAACACGAAUCUUUUACACACUGGCGAAUCCACCACCCAAAGCACGUGGCGUCUUGUAGUGAGAGGGCAAUUGUCAUUGCAACAUGCACAAUUACGAUAG